Messenger RNA from Darwinula stevensoni, 720 nucleotides. The record is from the annotation of a GenBank genome assembly. Lineage: Eukaryota; Metazoa; Arthropoda; Ostracoda; Podocopida; Darwinulidae.
UUCAUGCAGCAGCAAGCAGCGUUGAUGGCAGCGGCAGCGGCGACCCACGGCAGCUACAUGAACCCCAUGGCGGCCCUGGCCACCCAGGUGUCCCACGCCACCCUGGCGAACGGCAUCACCAGCCCCGUCCUCCCCCCCACCUCUGAGUUGAAUGAAGGAAGCCCUCAAAGCAAGAGGGGUUCAUUUUCCCUUGAAGGGCUUCCCUCUCCAUCUGCCAGGGAAGUCUGUGCAAGAUUGGAAAUUGCAUGUCCACCUCUCUCUCCCCCUCGUCCCUGUCCCAUCCACGGGAUCUCUCAUCCACGGGAUCUUUCAUCCAUCCAAUCAUACUUCCAUCCAUCCCAUCGAAUCCCUUCCUUUGAACCUCAUUCCGGGAGCGGGACGCCGACGGGGAUGAACGGGAGCCUGGGCGGCCUGGGUUCGGGAACAGGGUUCGGUAUGGCGGGAUCAGCGGCGGCGGCAGCAGCAGCGGCAGCAGCGGCGACGAACGGCCACGCGGCUCCACCGCCUCCACCAGCUCCAGGUAGCGGGCCGAGCGAUCCCCCCGCCCCUGCCCCACCUUCUCCUUUCACUAAUGGCAUUCCCAUCCUCGCACGUUUCGUAUCCUUCGACAACCCGACGUCGGCACAUUCGGCGAUCCAGACGAUGAAUGGCUUUCAGAUCGGCAUGAAGAGGUUGAAGGUCCAGCUCAAACGACCCAAGGAUUCCGCCAGGCCCUAUUAG